This is a messenger RNA of Funneliformis geosporum, 801 nucleotides long. The record is from the annotation of a GenBank genome assembly. NCBI's taxonomy places the organism in Eukaryota, Fungi, Glomeromycota, Glomeromycetes, Glomerales, Glomeraceae.
AUGGCGCAAAAAAAAGCAACUCAAAGCGAACCAGAAAAUUUAACCUCCCCCGAAAUUAAAAAAAUUAUCGAAAAUAUCACUAAGGAAUACGGCGAAGGAAUUAUUACUACCUUGGGAGAAAGUAAAUUUAAAGACCAACCUACUUUAUCCACCGGAAGUAUCAUUUUAGACCAUGAAACCGGAGGUGGGUAUCCCCUCGGAAGAAUUGUUGAAAUUUAUGGAGAAAAUUCCAGUGGAAAAACUACUUUAGCCCUGCAUGCGAAUAUUGGGGUAGAUAUCGAUGGAUUGUUGGUUCUUCGCCCGCGCCAUGGUGAGGAAGCUUUUAAAUUAGUAACUGAUUUUAUUCGGGGUGGUGCGGGUCUAAUUGUUAUCGACUCGAUAGCUCCCUUAAUACCGAUUGAAUUGUUAGGAAACUGGGAAAGGCCGCCUAUCGGCGCUCAUGCUAAAAUGUUAAACAACGGUUUAAGGCAAAUUAACCAUGAAAUGACUAACCGCGAAACAAUUAUAAUUUUUAUUAAUCAGAUUCGCUACAAAAUACCAACCGGCUUCACUUUUGGUAAUCCAGAAACUACCACUGGAGGAGCAUCUUUGCCUUAUUAUGCCAUUUUAAAAAGGAGAGCAAUCCCUUCUCAAAUUUCUUCCAAAGAUAAAAAAAAACCGACUGAUAUUGAAUUAAUGUUCGAAGGCGAAAAAAAACUAGGUCAAGGAAAAGAAAAUGUUACUGAAUAUCUGCUCGAAAACCCCGAACUUUAUCAAAAAAUUAAAGAAGAAGUGUUUGAAACCAUUAAUGCCGAUAAAUAA